Messenger RNA from Clavispora lusitaniae ATCC 42720, 2943 nucleotides. RefSeq lists its product as uncharacterized. Gene Ontology annotation, cellular component: nucleus. Gene Ontology annotation, biological process: DNA repair. Lineage: Eukaryota; Fungi; Ascomycota; Pichiomycetes; Serinales; Metschnikowiaceae. Gene Ontology annotation, molecular function: ATP binding; ATP-dependent chromatin remodeler activity. The record is from RefSeq and is a predicted model, not a curated record.
AUGCCGAAAACUGCGCAAGUCCCCACGUCCGAAGAGGUUGUCGUCAGUCUAGCGAAGAAACGUACUAAAGCUCUUCCUGGAGUCCGCACUACAUUGUACCCAUAUCAGAUCAAUUCGCUAUGCAAAAUGUAUGAAAAAGAAACCACCAGUCAGAGGGAGCCUGUGCCAAAUUUUCUUUCUUUCCGAUCGCCUUUAAAUCUGACAUAUUAUUUCGAUACCCUCAAUCCGGCUUUUUACCUGAACCCCGAGUUGUAUGUAAAGCCACGAGGUGGCAUUUUGGCAGAGAAUAUGGGCUUGGGCAAAACCCUCAUCUGUCUCAGCCUUGUUUGCUUGACAAAAUAUGAUGUUUCCAUCAUACCUGAGGAUAUGAUUCUUCACGAUGAUCAAGCGCCAAGUUCCAAUAAGAUCCCAUCCUUGUGUGACGUAUCCAUCGACACAAUCAACAGAAACUCUCUUCCCUGGAAGUUCUACGAAGAGGAUAUCCCCAGCUCAGUAGUGGAGAAACUCAAGCACAAUCCGGGAUCAUUUAAAAUAAGCAUAAAUCACGGAAAAAGUCAAUGGAGCGAAAGAACGAAAAGCAAGAAGAUUCAACCCACCUCCAAAUCACUUUAUUUAUGUGGCACGACUUUACUCAUAGUUCCCGAAAACUUGUUUCAUCAGUGGAACAGUGAGUUGAAAAAACAUAUCGACGACAACUAUCUCCAUAAGUUGUUUGUCUCUGACCGUUUCAAAAAGCCCAUCGUUUUGCCUAAUUCCAUAUACACAGACUGUUUACCGCAAGAUCCUAAAGAACUAAUACAGUAUGACUUGGUUGUUAUCACCAGCGCUGCUUUUGCCAAGCAAGAUCUUGAUAGAACUGCCUUGGCUCAUGUCUACUGGAAGCGGCUCAUAAUAGACGAGGGCCAUUCUAUGGGUUCAAAAUCCUCUAAUAUUAGUGUCCUAUGCUCUGCACUUCAAACCGAGAGAAGAUGGGUUGUCACCGGUACUCCCACCCCAGGGCUAACUAACUUACACAUGGAUGAAGAUGAGAGCGGACAUAAUACACAUACGAAAAAGACCCGCAAAUAUGUGGUCAAGAAAGCUUUUAAUGUGAAAGAAGACUUGGUCAAGUUGGGUAAUUUGGUGGGCAACUAUUUCAAGAUUGAGCCUUUCUGCUCCCAGCCCAGAUUAUGGUCCUCGGCUAUAGUGAAAAACUUGGCUCUGAGUGGUUUCAGCUCGGAGAUGAGUCUCCGAACACUUUUGAGCUCUUUGAUGGUGAGACACUCUCUUGCCAAUGUCGAGAGUGAUUUAUCGUUGCCUCAAUUGCACCAUGAAGCGGUUUUGCUCGCGCCGUCGAACCAGAAUAAACUUGCAAUCAACUUGUUCAAUGCUGUCUUAGCUGUCAAUGCAGUUUCUUCUGAAAGAGAAGGGUCAGAUUACAUGUUUGACCCAGCAAACCGUCUGCAACUUCGAAGGCUUGUGACAAACUUGCAACUAGCCACAUUUUAUUGGACUGGUUUCAAACAGCUGGAUGUUGAAAGCCUUAUCAACGUGUCUAAACACUGUAUGGAGAAGCAAAAAUCCGGUGGCUCUCAAGCUUUCAGCCAGCUGGAUUUCUUGUUGCUCGAAAAAUCUAUACUGGCAGCGGAAGAAGCUCUACAUAAUCCCCAAUGGCGAACAGCGUCUAUGCUACAUGAAAUGCAAUAUUAUGUGCGGGGACUUCCAGCAGCUUUUUCCAAAGCCUUUUCAACUGGAGUGUCGCAUCAUCUUGCAGUGUUUGGUGCUCCUCAAAUCACUGCUUUGCAAGAGUUUUUCUACAAGAACAGAUUCAUGGAUAUGGGCAACCAAGUUCUUCUCGAAGAGAAACUUGAUGCUGCGGCAAAACCGUUCUGGAAAAGCUACUGGACUGAUGCAACUCAAAGAGAAAGUACAAAGUUUAAGAAACAAGAGCUGGCCCACGAUUUCGAUGUGCACUUCUUGACAGACGAGACAACACAAGAGGCUAACACCACGUACAAGUUAUCCCCCUCCAAGAAAACCAAGGUAAGCCCCAAGCGGAACCUGACGGAGGAAAAAAUGAAGAGCUCCAUCCGUGUCGGAGCAGAGAGCAGUUUUCCUGGUCAAGACAUCAAGAAGGCGCAGAUACUAGGAACAGCGUCGGCCAAAUUGUCGUACUUGUCCUCGCGUUUGGUGGAACACCAGUUGGAAGGCGUAAAGUCGAUUGUGUUUUUUGAAUUUGAAGAUAGUGCGUACUACUUAGCCGAGCUGUUGGAUAUUCUUGGUGUGAACUACAUUCUUUAUGCCACUUUUGUUGGAGCAGGCCAACGAGCCAAUAACCUAAGUGAUUUUGACGAUCAUGACGUUGAAAAAAAUGGAGGUAUCACUCUCAUCAUGGAUCUUCGCCUAGCUGCCCAUGGACUCACCAUUAUUUCUGCAACUAGGGUCUAUUUCACGAGUCCAGUCUGGCUGAGAUCUGUGGAGGCCCAGGCCAUCAAAAGAGCCCAUCGUAUUGGGCAAAAGAAUGAGGUUUUUGUAGAAACCCUUGUGUUGAAAGGCACUUUAGAGGAAGAAAUUUACAAAAGAAGGCAAACGGAUAAUGCGGCAGAUCUGUCCGUGGUGGAUGACUUAAAAAUGCAACAGUUCUUCCAAAAGCAUGAAUUCUUGGAUUUCAUAUCUGAUUGUGAAUAUAGUGUUUUUUCGUCCCCGUCGGUGGGAAAAUUGCCUCCUACAGAGGAGCUGGAUGCAUCAUGUUCUCUUUUACGACAUAGACCUGCUCAACUGCUCAGACCUGAUGGAGCUCGAGAGUGGGUAAUGCGGUUAUUCAACGCAGACAACUUGGAAAAGUUCAAUAGUUCAAAGAGACAAAAAGUGGAAGCCGAACAACUCAAUAAAGAGUUGGUUGAGGGAAAAGCCUUUUCCGAUGUUAAAAGGCGAAAGGUUGUGUCGAAAAAGGUGACCUUCUAA